AUGAUAAGGCCGUCAGAUUCUGCUCCCAAAAAGGACGCCAAGCAGGGCGAAAUCGACAUCCGAGCCCUUCAGCAAAAGCGCCAGCUAGCCGAGAUCACCAGGAAUCGAAUCGAAGAGGACAUGCGCGAGAACCACCCAUUUUUCGAUCGGCCUCUCUUUAUCGUGGGCCGGGCGUCGAAGAUCCGCGAAUUCUGCAAGAAAAUCGUGCACGCAAAGUACGACAUGAGCGAGGAGACGUCGCUUGGAGGGGCCGUCAAAGGGCAGCGCCAAUAUAAGGAGCUACACGCGCUGUUGGGGCUGAUGCCAUACCUGGACUGGUCGAUGGUGUUCAUCACCGUCAUCUCGUGCGUGUCGAUGCUGUUUGAGAGUCCCUGGCCCACCACGGCCGCCUAUUUGGUGAUGAACAACUUUUAUUUGAGGAUUGCCGACUACAUGUUCGUCCUCUGCAUGACCCUCGAGCUGCUCCUCAAAAUCACUUCCAACGGCCUAUUCUUCACCCCGAACGCCGUCGUCCGAGAUGUGGGCGGUGUAAUGACAAUGUUCAUCUACUUUACGUCCGUCAUCUUCCUGUUCUGGAUGCCCGAAUCGGUGGAGAUCAACUCACUCGCCCAGAUGCUUAUGAUUUGCCGAGCCAUGCGGCCAUUACGAAUCUACACCCUGGUUCCGCACAUCCGGAGGGUCGUCGUCGAGUUUUUCCGCGGGCUGAAGGAGAUUUUAUUGGUAACCAUCCUCCUCAUCGUGGUCAUGUUCAUCUUCGCCUCCUUCGGCGUGCAAAUCGUUGGCGGGAAGCUGGCCGCUUGUAAUGAUCCAACCAUCACGACACGUGACAACUGCACUGGCCUAUUCGAGCAGAAGAUCUUUGUCACGAGGAUGGAGGUGUAUGGGAAGAAUGAUGAAGCCCUUCAUCCAAAGAUAUUGGUGCCACGAGUAUGGACCAAUCCUCGUAACUUCAACUUUGAUCAUAUCGGGAAUGCGAUGUUGGCUCUUUUCGAGACGCUAUCGUAUAAGGGCUGGAACGUCAUUCGGGAUAUACUGUAUCAACGGCAUGGAGCGUGGGCGGUCGUCUUCAUCCACAUCUACGUGUUCAUCGGCUGUAUGAUCGGUCUGACCCUGUUCGUGGGCGUGGUCAUCGCCAACUACACGGAGAACCGAGGAACGGCUCUUCUCACCGUCGAUCAGAGGAGAUGGCACGAUCUGAAGGCUCGAUUGAAAAUGGCCCAGCCACUCCACGUGCCGCCCAAACCCCGCACUUUUAAUCAGAUUUUUGCCCUGCUGGUGGUGCUGAACUCGGCGACCCUGAUGGUGCCUUGGAAUGUGGAGGAGGAGGAUGAGCGGAUGGAGUUUCUAUUUGCCGUUACUUCGAUGGCUGCUCUUAUUAAUGUGUUGUUUGCCGUUGAGAUCGUCCUCAAAGUCGUAGCAUUCACCGCCAGCGGUUUCUGGCAGUCCCGUCGAAACCGGCUUGAUCUCGUCAUCACUGCACUUGGGCUUCUCUGGGUGGUGCUCCACUUCUUCAUCGCCGUCCCCCGGAUGGAGCUGAGCACCGAUUUGAGGAAGUUCACCUACACGUUCGGCUACAUUGUCGUCAUUCUGCGCUUUUUUACGAUUGCAGGCCGCAACACCACCCUGAAAAUGCUGAUGAACACUGUGGUGAUGUCGAUGUUCCGCUCAUUUUUCAUCAUCACCGCCAUGUUCCUAUUAGUGCUGUUCUACGCGUAUACGGGCGUCAUCCUCUUCGGCAUGGUCAAAUACGGGCAGGCCGUCAGCAAACAUGUCAAUUUCCGAACGGGUAGUGAGGCGCUGGUUGUAUUGUUUCGGAGCAUCACUGGGGAGGAUUGGAACGAUAUUAUGCAUGAUUGCAUGCGCAGCCCCCCGUUCUGCUACUGGCACGAGGGGAUGAACUACUGGCAGACGGACUGUGGCAACUACUACGGGGCCAUCAUCUAUUUCUGCUCCUUCUACCUGAUCAUCACCUAUAUUGUGCGCAAUCUCCUCGUCGCCAUCAUUAUGGAGAACUUUUCGCUGUUCUACUCGAGUGAAGAGGAUGCACUGCUGUCAUAUGCUGAUAUCAGGAAUUUCCAGCUUGUUUGGAAUAUGGUGGAUCGGGAGCAGAAGAGGGCAAUUCCUGUUGGAAGGGUCAAGUUUUUGUUGAGACUCCUAAAAGGCCGGUUAGAAGUGGACCCGGAUAAGGAUCGCAUCCUAUUCAAACAUAUGUGUUACGAGAUGGAACGGCUACACAAUGGCGACGAUGUCUCAUUCCACGAUGUGCUUUACAUGCUCUCCUACCGCUCGGUGGACAUUCGAAAAUCGCUGCAGCUCGAGGAGUUGCUGCAACGUGAGGAGCUCGAGUUUAUCAUCGAGGAAGAGGUUGCAAAGCAAACGAUCCGAACUUGGCUGGAGACUUGUCUGCGGAGGAUUCGUAACCCGAAACAGAAAGACUCUUUCGCCGAUAUGCACAAAUAUCCAAAUCCGUUGUCAGCAGACAUCGACCCUCUUCCACGAGGCGGCCCGGAAAGGAGCGCUUCGGAACAUAAGAAGAGUAUCGCACCCAAGCAGCUUCAUCUUUCCGUCUACGACCUCCCAGACGUUGAGGAAAGGGAAGAAGCCCUGUUCUCCCCUCCAAAGCCAUUCCCUGAUGAGCCGGAAUCAAGUCGAGGAAUGGCCUUUAUCGCUCACGCUUUUGGGCUUGACAAGAAGGAAGCUGGAGCCCAACCAUCCCCAAAACUCGGCGAGAGCCCGAUGAAGGCGGCCCUCGACGUGAAUGAAUGGUGGGCCACGCUGAGCCCAUGCGAC
This is a messenger RNA of Mesorhabditis spiculigera, 2790 nucleotides long. The record is from the annotation of a GenBank genome assembly. Lineage: Eukaryota; Metazoa; Nematoda; Chromadorea; Rhabditida; Rhabditidae.